Aspergillus pseudoviridinutans is the source of this 792-nucleotide messenger RNA. RefSeq lists its product as uncharacterized. The coding region runs from base 1 to 792 and encodes 263 amino acids. The record is from RefSeq and is a predicted model, not a curated record. Lineage: Eukaryota; Fungi; Ascomycota; Eurotiomycetes; Eurotiales; Aspergillaceae. The transcript has 2 exons.
AUGCCACGGUUACAGAAAAUGAUACUAAACCUCAGGGAUAACGAAAGACGACAUCAAGACCUCCGAAAGCGCAAUCGCAAUGAAUUUGCGAACUCGUUUCAUCUCUUGCCCCCAUCAGUGCAGAGUUUUGACCUCGUAUUCUAUAAUGACGCAACCGGAGAGACUUUCGAACCCACCAACCUUGUUCAAGGGAAACUGGAGGACCUCUUCAGUGCUCGGUUACGGGACUUUUCACAGCAGCUUACAUCACUGUCUCUGCAGUACGCUGUUGUAGGGAAAGAGUUAUUCUGGCCUGUUAAUGCCGAUGAGAAUACACAGCACCCAUAUUGGCCAAAUCUAACCAUAUUCCGCCUCAAUUUUGAACCCAGGAGCCCUUCUGGAGAGUGGUAUUUUGAACGAGACCCUAAUGAAGACGUAGGCGAUGAUGAGCGAGAGGAAAUUCCGCUCCUGUCAGUAUUUUUUCGGUCGCCUUCUCAAGACCAACGUGCACGAUUUUUGCGUUCAAAAGCAUCAGCGAAACUCAUUCAGGAAUUUUAUAUCUCAGCUGGAACGGCAGCACAGCGCAUGCCACGGCUGCAAUAUAUGGUUCUGAAGUGUUAUUCUGGUCUGAUAACUCACGAGUUUCAAUACCAGGUAGAGGAAAAAGUUGCAACAGCAACUUGGACAGACCUAGCUGGGUAUGCACCAGAGGAAUGUGUUGUGCAGGUUUGGAGGGAUGCCGCUUUCGAGCACACUGGCGUGGAAUCGAGCCUAGAGGUCAAGUUGAUAGGCAGGUGGACGGACACAACCUGA